Bursaphelenchus xylophilus (pine wood nematode) is the source of this 806-nucleotide messenger RNA. NCBI's taxonomy places the organism in Eukaryota, Metazoa, Nematoda, Chromadorea, Rhabditida, Aphelenchoididae. The record is from the annotation of a GenBank genome assembly.
AUGCAGCGCACGAAUGACUUUUAUUUUAUUCGACCGGACGUACCGUAUAACCGGUUGGCGGGCAUCGACUCCCAAGAUUUGAUCCCUUUGGUAAACGAGUACAUUCUCCGAACAUCGGACCUUUUGAAUUCGUUUCUCCACAAAUUCCAACAAAAAAUCGACCGGAUAGAACAAAGAAUGACUUCAAUUGAGGUCAUGAUCCAAUUGCUGGAAAAGAAGGUAGACUUUUGGAGGUGUGAUUGGGAUGAUUUAUAUAGUUGUUCGGGUUAAUCCAUCAGUUUUUCGAGAUCAGGAUGUUUAUAUUACCACUUGCUUCUGCCCUUUUCUCUGGUUAUUAAUAGUCUCACGCUCUCUCCGUUUCAGCUGGAGAAAGUUUCGGUGAAAGGAAACCGACCCCAAAUUAAACCGAAUACCGGUUCCUCCAACGCGGAAGAGCAGCAAUUAACACCGGACUUUCCUACAACUUCUGAUGACAUAAAAGAUGAUGACACAGACGUCGUGAAUGAAGAGCAGCCAUCAACGGAGGGCAUGAUCAAGAUAAAGGACCAUCCCCUAUACAGCAAAUACUUCAAAAUGUUGAGGGUCGUGAGUCCAUUACAUUAUACUUUAUGUUUCCGAUUUACUGUAUCAGAUGUGUUCCUCCCGAAAACGGGGUUAAUUACCCAUCAAUUACUGAUUUUCCGCGUUCAAUUAUACUUUCGCCGUUUAAGGGCAUACCCGAGCUUGCGGUGGUUCAGAAAAUGGCAUCCGAAGGCAUCAACGGAGACUUCCUUUCCACACCCGACAAAUUAAUACCGCUAGAGUAA